Messenger RNA from Plutella xylostella (diamondback moth), 1749 nucleotides. RefSeq lists its product as uncharacterized. Lineage: Eukaryota; Metazoa; Arthropoda; Insecta; Lepidoptera; Plutellidae. The record is from RefSeq and is a predicted model, not a curated record.
AUUGACGUUUGUCUCAAAAAAUCAACAAAAAAUCGAGAUAGUCAAAAUCAUACAUAAUAAAAAUGUCUCAAUUAAUAACGAAAUGCAGAUUUACUACAGGCAAAAACAAUUCAUAAUAAUCAGCUAAGCAAUGAUUGCGUUGAAAGCAACAUUAUGCUACUUCCUACAGCCAAUAUAAUGGUUUUGUCGACUUAAUUAUAUUUCAAAACUGAACAAAAUACGCAUUUAAUAUGGAGCAAAUUUUUAUGGUAGAAGUAUUAGUCAAAAGAGUGGUGCUCAAAAUUGAGCCCCCAGUCAUAACACCAUCAGAACUAGAGUUUUUAGAAGAACAACGGAGACAACAGGAAGCGCAGUUAGCUUUGAGAGCUGGUGGGAAGAAAAAAAAAGAGAAAAAAAAGAAGAAGAAAAAAAAGAAACCUAAAAAGAAAAAGAAGAAGGGAAAAAAGAAGAAAGGGAAGAAAAAGAAAGGUCCUAAAGGACCUUCUGAAGAAGAACUCAAGUUUCUGCAAUCAUGCUCUAUGCAGAUGAACUGUUUACCUGUUUUCGAUUUCACUGUCGCUCAUGAUAACUUUAUAGCUCCACCUCCCCCACCUCCUGUCAAGAAAGGCAAAAAAGGUAAGAAAGGAAAAAAAGGUAAGAAAAAGAAGCCUAAAAAGAAAAAGAAGAAGGGAAAGAAGAAGAAGAAGGGGAAGAAACCUGCAGCCAGAGUCCUGAAACUACCAUCGGAACCGAUACCACAACCUCCAUUCAUGGGAGUUGGUAAUGCAGUCAUAUUCUUGUCUCGACCUUCGAAACUAAAAGAAAUAAUGGAGAAGACCCCAUUACAUAUAUCAGUAUGGAACAGAGACCAAGACAUGAAUUGUAUAGGAUUUGUGGAUGUUGAAUGGCAUAAAUCUUUCUUGGAGUGUCUAGAGCGAUCAGAAGAACUGAACCCAGCAGAUAUGGAUGCAGCCCAGUACAGAAACACUACGCCACCAGAAAUUAUCACCAACACAGUUGAAAUGGUCAAAAGAUUAAGAUGCGAAGAGAACCUUCUACCUUCAGGUGAAAUAGAGUUCUUCCUUAAACUUUCUUGUUUAGGAAACAGAGUUCUAUCCCAUUUUGUAGCCUUACCAGAAAUGGAAAGAAUACCAGGGCGGAAAUACCUCAUAGACGAUCUCAAGUUAAAAGACGUUGAAGUAGUAAGACAUUGGGAAGGUACAGCUAUAGAAUCUGCCCCUCCAGUUGCAUACUUCUAUAGUGCACCGGAUAUAAUCAGAGAACCUAUAAGACCAGAGGAAGAGCAUAAAGUAUUCGAAGAUUUUGUUGCACCGUUUACCAAGAGUGAGCUUGCUAUUCUGGCCAUGGGAUUCCCGAAAGGGCCUUGUGGUGGUACUAACUGUCCAAGAAGAAUGGACUAUAGAGGCAGUCAACAUCAGUUCAUUUUCGGAAUGACGGAUAAAGGAAAGUAUCAACACGGCACCUUUAUAAAUGAAAGAGAUAUGCACGGGCCUUGUGGUAGGUUAGAUUGUCCACUUGCCAAGAGGGUACGGUCAUACCUCUGCAACGAAGGAUGCUACCAACCUUGUAGGAAGCCAUGUCCUAAAGAACUUUACUAGAAACUGUGAUUCAAUCAUUUAGGCAAUAAUCAAAUAUAAAUAGUAUCUAUACUUAUUAUUAUUACACUAUUAUGACUGAUCGCGACUCUCUGGUAACUUGUGAUUGUAAUAUUUGGGUCCAAUAGCAAUAAAUGAGACAUUGUAAAAUAAA